Messenger RNA from Nicrophorus vespilloides, 845 nucleotides. Its product is annotated as neurofilament heavy polypeptide-like. The coding region runs from base 1 to 705 and encodes 234 amino acids. The record is from RefSeq and is a predicted model, not a curated record. The transcript is spliced from 3 exons. Lineage: Eukaryota; Metazoa; Arthropoda; Insecta; Coleoptera; Silphidae.
AUGAUUAAUCAAAUAAAUACAUGUCAGAGUAAAUCCACGGCUAAUGGCCACAUAGCGAAUUCCGUUCAAAACAAGACUGAAAAGUCUCCAGCUAAACAGCAGAAGAAGUCCCCAGCUAAAGAAACUGCUGAGCCUCAAGUCAAGAAGCAAGAGAUCAAGAAGGAGACUGAGAAGAACAAGAAGAAUGAAGUUAAAUCCAAGGAAGCUGUUGUGGAAGUUAAAAGCAAGAAGAGCAAGUCAAAAGUUGUCCACGAGAAACCAGUUGAUUAUGAUGAUGGUAACUGGGAGAAGGUGAUGACCAAAGCUGACAAGAAGAAGAAGCAGGAUGGCAGCCCAGCCAAGAAGGACAAGAAGAAGCCAGCUGAGAAAUCAUCAGUGGAAAUUGAAAAAUACACCAAGGAAAUGGUUAACAAGGAGGUGAAGGAGAAGGAGAUCAAGAAGCAGGUUGAGACAAAACCAGAGCCAGCCCCAGUAAUUGAUGAGGUCAUCGAAGUGGUUGAGAAGAAAGAGAAGGUUGUGAAGAAGGAGAAAAAAGUAGAAAGUAAACCAAUUGUUGAACCAGUUGUGGAGCAAAUAGCUGAGGCUAUGAAUGAGCAGCCAGCUGAGAAAGUUGAGGGAACCGUCGUCAUCGACGAAUUAGGAGAUGUGUGGACAGAGGCCAAGGUGCCCAAGAAAGGUAAGAAAAAAGCGCGUAGAGACAAUUAAGCACAAGUCCAUCCAAUUUGUGUUAGGUAUGUGAUUGCAAUCAAGCACUUGAGACAGGAUCUCAGCAAAAAAAAAAUAUAUGAUAAAGACUUAAGUAGCUUAUAUACAUAUAUAUAUAUAUAUAAAAUAAGACAAGACAG